This is a messenger RNA of Gymnodraco acuticeps, 4600 nucleotides long. RefSeq names its product C-terminal-binding protein 2. Gene Ontology annotation, molecular function: transcription corepressor activity; oxidoreductase activity, acting on the CH-OH group of donors, NAD or NADP as acceptor; NAD binding. NCBI's taxonomy places the organism in Eukaryota, Metazoa, Chordata, Actinopteri, Perciformes, Bathydraconidae. The record is from RefSeq and is a predicted model, not a curated record. The transcript has 9 exons. The coding region runs from base 1 to 3099 and encodes 1032 amino acids.
AUGCCUAACUCAAGUGAGCAGUCGCAUUUUGGUGGUGCUCUGGGCCAACGGGAUCCUGAAUGGUCUGAAGGUCAGAACGACAGGGCUGCAAGUCGCUGUCAACACCGUGGCACCGUUGCGGGACGUAGGAAUUCUUUUUCACAGGGUGGAGCUGACUGUGGAGCUUGGUUUCACCAUCACCUAGAUCUUUGUGAGAAAGCUGAUACAGACCUCCAAACCUCCAUGUACAGGCAGGCCCAGCAGGAGCGGCGUGGGCAGCAGCUACUGAGGAAGACAUCUGUGCCCGAUCUCAGCAACAGUCUCUACCUCAGGCAAUUGAUGGCAGGCCGGGCCUCUGCACCACCUCAGGAUUACUACCUGGCUGACGCUACUUUAUCUGGCCAGCUUCCUGACGAGUCUGGAUUUUAUAGGGAUAACCAGCACCUGCUCAACAGAUCAGCCUCGCAUUAUGGGCCUAGCGCUGGGGGGUUGAGGCCUACCUGGGAUCAAGGACAGGCAAGAGCAACACCUUCUGUGCGGCCCUCCGCCUCAACACCUACCCCUGUGCCUCCUCCCCCUCCACCUCCUCCUCCUCCACCUCCUCCCCUUCCCGUUCAUGAGCUGAGCCGCUUGUACAGGGAAACACUGGGAUCUAAGAUGAUACCAGACAUCCACCGUAUUGGCGGUUGCUCUCCCUCUCCUGCAGUUUACGGGGGCCUGCCCCCUCUUACCUAUUACAAUACUGAACAACCGUCUCUCUCUGCUCGUCAAGCUUAUAACAAUAUCAACAGCUUUUCCCUGGACCCUCGCCAGCAAGCUGCAUCCAGUUCAGGGCUGGACGCAGCUUCUCAGGGAAUGGACGGAGCUCUUCACCGCGCGUAUGGAGCUGUAGCCUCCCAGAGGAUGCCUUAUGACCCAAACUAUGACCCCAGCUCAGCCAUGAUGGCUGCCACAGCUGGAAUGAACUCCAGCAUGCCUCAUCACCAUCAAAGCGCUCUAGACCCCAAAAGGAUGGUGGACCCGAACUUCUUGGGUUACCUGCGAGCUGAAGGCUUGGCUGAGAGCACUAUCACUCUACUGCUGCAACAUGGCUUUGAUUCUGCUGCCACGUUGGGAAUGAUGGAGGACCACGAUGUUCGCUCUUUGGCCCCUAACUUGGCCCAAGCCCGUGUUCUCUCUCGUGUGGUGCUUGGUAGCAAGGCAAGUGGGGCAGCAACACGUACUCGAUCCAAUAGCUUCAGUCACCGCGAGCUUUACAUGCAGCCCCAGGGUUUGACCAUGGACCCCUGCCUGAUGCAGCAACCGCCCAGCACCAUCCAGAACGUGUCCCCCAGAAUGGGAGAGUUUCUUGGUAGAAGACCCAGCAGCGCACCCUCCCAACACCUCCUGGAGACCACCAACUAUCAACUAGCACGGCCCCUGGCAACUGGAGCUUUUCCAAUCAGCCCCGGAGGAUACAGCAAUGCUGUCACUCAGGGAAGACCAUUCUCCAUGUACAAUGCCCACACCGGUAUUGCCAUGUCUGCUCUUGGACAACAGCCUCCACCAGCUCCAGGCACCCCUGGAGCGGCACCCAAAACCUUUUCUGGUUCCUAUUCCCCCAUGGAGCUGAUGAAGAGAGCUACCAACCUUCCUCCACCAUCGCCAAUAGCAGCGGCAACCCCCCUUCAUAGCCCCCAACUUCUCCGGAAAGGGAUGAAUGCUGCUCCUGAGAGUAACAUUGUUCCUGUAACUUCUUCAUCCAAUCUCCAAGCGCAAAACCUUAACAACAGCAAGUUGGUAGGACGUCGCACUGGUCCACCUGUCAUAGUCUCAACUAUGCUCUCCGCACCUGACACAAGUAUUCGGCCCCAAAUCAUGAACGGGCCAAUGCAUCCGCGCCCCCUGGUGGCGCUGCUGGACGGGCGCGAUUGCACCGUGGAGAUGCCCAUCCUGAAAGACUUGGCGACUGUCGCCUUCUGUGAUGCUCAGUCCACACAGGAAAUACACGAGAAGGUGCUCAACGAAGCAGUGGGAGCCAUGAUGUACCACACCAUCACCCUGACCAGAGAGGACCUGGAAAAGUUCAAAGCCCUACGUAUCAUCAUCCGCAUCGGAAGCGGCUACGACAACAUCGACAUCAAGGCUGCCGGAGAGCUGGGCAUUGCUGUGUGUAACAUUCCCUCGGCAGCUGUGGAGGAGACGGCAGACUCCACCCUAUGCCACAUCCUCAACCUGUACCGGCGAAACACCUGGCUCUACCAGGCUCUCCGGGAGGGCACGCGGGUCCAGAGUGUGGAGCAGAUCCGCGAGGUGGCGUCCGGCGCCGCCCGUAUCCGUGGCGAAACCCUCGGCCUCAUCGGCUUCGGUCGUUCGGGCCAGGCGGUGGCGGUGCGGGCCAAAGUCUUCGGCUUCAACGUGCUGUUCUACGACCCGUACCUGCAGGACGGGCUGGAGCGCUCCCUGGGGGUGCAGCGCGUCUACACCCUGCAGGAUCUGCUGUACCAGAGCGACUGCGUGUCCCUGCACUGCAACCUGAACGAGCACAACCACCACCUCAUCAACGACUUCACCAUCAAACAGAUGCGUCAGGGUGCAUUCUUGGUGAACACUGCGCGGGGGGGCCUAGUGGAUGAGAAGGCUCUGGCCCAGGCGUUAAAGGAGGGGAGGAUACGUGGAGCCGCCUUGGACGUACAUGAGACGGAGCCCUUCACUUUUUCUCAGGGCUCCCUGAAAGACGCCCCCAACCUGAUCUGCACGCCGCACACAGCGUGGUACAGCGAGCAGGCGUCUCUGGAGAUGAGGGAGGCCGCGGCCACCGAGAUCCGGAGAGCCGUCACCGGCCGUAUCCCCGACAGCUUAAGAAACUGCGUCAACAAGGAGUUCUUUGUCACCACGGCACCCUGGGCCGUUAUGGAUCAGCCGGGCGUUCACCCUGAGCUCAACGGCGCCGCCUACAGAUACCCGCCGGGCGUAGUUGGAGUGGCUCCGGGUGGCAUGCCAGGGGCGUUAGAGGGCAUGGUGCCGGGGGGGGUGCCCAUCGCCCACUCCCUGCCCUCCGGUACACACCCCUCCCAGGCCCCGUCGCCCAACCAGCCCUCCAAACACGGCGAGACCAGAGAGCACCUCACCGAGCAAUAGCAGCAGAAGGGUUCCAACAACCAAUCACAACGCAACCGACCAACUGGGACCAAGAGACAGUGAAACGACACACGUGGCUGCCUGUUAAACCAGCCAGCAACUGGGAACAAAGGAAGUGUUCCGGGGGAAUUUGUACUUUUAACGUUUUAGUUUUUACUCUCUGUCUCUUGGGGUUCAGUACCGACUUUACUCUUCGAUGAUGAUGAUGGGUUUUUUCGUUGUUUUUUUUUCUUCGGGACAUGCCUAUGAUUGUGGACACAGAGUCCAGUGUUUUUAGCGCUCCGGGAUUACCCGACUGAGACUCUGUCCCCGCCCCGUCUCCACCUCAGAGCUCAUGGGAAACGUAGGCCCUCAUCUCAACACACUCAAGAGAAAAAACUCUGGCAUCAUGUGCUACUGGACCUUAACCCCCUCCCUCCCUUCCCAACCGCCCCCUGAUCCUCCCCACCUCUCCGACCCUCCUUAUGUAACUAAUGUGUUGUUUAGGCCCCUCAUUAUGCCUCUGAAGAAUUAUUUUGUUCUUUCAAUCUUCAGUGUGAAUGACUAAAAAUGGAUUAAUGACUAUAUAUAUUUAUCAUUCGUCAAACAAAAGGACACGAUUUAGUAAUCUAGAGUGGGUUUUAACCCUUUCCUGGCAAUAAGACAUGACAGCUGCUGCAGUUACAAGAUGUCACCACUGGAGGGCACUUCUACACUUGAGGGAUUUCUGCGCACCCGUUAGCAGUUACAUUAAACAAACAUUCACUGUACAUUUGAAUGUAGCUGAGUUUUGAGAUUACAUGGAUUAGAGGAGCUGCCAGCUAAGUAUUUCACUUUUGUCUUUAGUUUAGAGUCAGUGUGACUCUGAUGAAGGACUUUUUUUUUAUAUCAUAAAAAAAGACUCAAGUUUGGCGUGACUGACUGCAUCCGAUUCUUCUGCUGAAUGGACGGAUAUUACAGAUCAUCGGCAUCGGUGCACAGAUGAGACCAUGCUCCCUUCUUUGAGCACAUUUCACACUGAAGACAGGAAAGGGUUAAAGCAAACUUCAUUUCUUAAUGACUCAGGAAAACACUUUUUUGCUGAUAUUGUUUAUUCCCAGAAUGUUGUCUUUGAGAAAAAAAAAGAUGAGACUAAAUCUGUUUAGUCUGGAUAUCCCUCUCUCUCCCCCCCCUCCAUUGUGGUAUUUUUAUAUACAAGGCGCAUCCCUGGUUUUGGUGUUAAAGAGUUUUGAAGAGUCCUGUUAGAUUUGUAUUGCCUAGUUAAAUGUUCCUAUAACCAUAGUCCUAUGUGAUCCACCCCCCCCCCCCCUCUUUCUUAUAUUUUCUUUGUUCUAUUGAAGGCCAGGUUCUUUGGGGCGUCCUCUGUAAGAGCAAUAGCAGAAACUCCUACUUAGUGUCCCAACAAUAGCAAGAGGCAGCCAGCAGUAUGUUUUUGUUUUUAGUGUGAGUAUUUGUAUUUGUUUCUUGUACAAGGUGAACAUUUAGCAUUCAGUGCAGUUCAAAUAAAAGAUGAUUCUGAGAA